AUGAAACGGUUUAUCCAGGGUGAACACCGAGGUCAAAGUACCUUACUUCCCCAAAGCCUCGACGACUACGUCAGCGAUACCAAUCCGGUUCGAGUGGUUGACGUUUUCGUCGAUGAACUCGAUUUGGCCAAGCUAGGUUUUGAUGGCGUCAUUCCAGCCGAAACCGGCAGGCCUGCCUACCACCCGGCGAUCCUGCUGAAGAUCUACAUCUACGGUUACCUAAACCGCAUUCAAUCGAGCCGACGUCUUGAGCGAGAAGCCCAACGCAACGUCGAACUCAUGUGGCUAACCGGGCGUUUGAUGCCCGAUUUCAAGACCAUCGCCAACUUCCGAAAAGACAACAGCAAGGCCAUUCGCGGCGUCUGCCGCCAGUUCGUUUUGCUCUGCCAGCAGUUGGGCUUGUUUGGCGAAAACUUGGUUGCCAUCGACGGCAGCAAAUUCAAGGCAGUGAACAACCGUGACCGCAAUUUCACCAGCGCCAAACUGAAGCGGCGCAUGGAAGAAAUCGAGGCGAGCAUCAGCCGUUAUUUGGCUGCGCUCGAUGUGGCUGAUCAACAGAUUCCUAGCGCCUCCGCGGCAGACACUGCCAGCCUAGAAGAUAAAAUCGCCAAGCUCAAAGCGCAGAUGAAAGAGCUUCAAGAGGUCGAAACUCAGCUCAACGAUUCCCCGGAUAAACAGGUGUCGCUGACCGACCCGGAUGCCCGCUCGAUGAUGACGCGCGGCAGCGGUAUCGUCGGCUACAACGUGCAAACGGCUGUCGAUACGCAGCACCAUUUAAUAGUUGCUCAUGAGGUCACCAACAGCGGUUCAGACCGUGACCAACUCAGUUCAAUGGCGAAGCAGGCUCGUGAAGCUAUCGGCGUAGAAACGCUGUCCGUGGUGGCUGACCGAGGCUACUUCAAGGGUGAAGAAAUCCUUGCCUGUCACAACGCAAACAUCACGGCCUACGUGCCUAAGCCAAUGACUUCAAGCGCCAAGGCUGAUGGCCGAUUUAACAAAGAUGCCUUCGUGUAUGACCCGACGAAAGACGAAUACACAUGCCCAGCGGGAGAGGCACUGAUCUGGCGAUUCUCCAGCGUUGAGAAAGGCAUGAAUAUGCACUGCUACUGGAGUUCAAAGUGUCAGAGUUGCACGCUGAAAACCCAGUGCACGCCAAGCACAAAUCGUCGAAUAAAGCGCUGGGAACAUGAAGCUGUGCUGGAGGAAAUGCAGCGCCGGCUGAACCAAGCACCGGAGAUGAUGCGCGCUCGAAAACGGACUGUUGAGCAUCCCUUCGGGACGCUCAAACAAUGGAUGGGGGCAACGCACUUCCUGACUCGAAAACUGAACGGGGUGAGCGCAGAAAUGAGCUUGAAUGUGCUCGCCUACAACUUGAAGCGGGUGAUGAAAAUCAUCGGCACCGAAGGCUUGUUGAAGGCGAUGGCGGCG
Molecule: messenger RNA, 1428 nt
Organism: Mesorhabditis spiculigera
Lineage: Eukaryota; Metazoa; Nematoda; Chromadorea; Rhabditida; Rhabditidae
Source: the annotation of a GenBank genome assembly